Messenger RNA from Penicillium salamii, 4104 nucleotides. The record is from the annotation of a GenBank genome assembly. NCBI's taxonomy places the organism in Eukaryota, Fungi, Ascomycota, Eurotiomycetes, Eurotiales, Aspergillaceae.
AUGUUGGCUAUGGCUCGUCCGGCCUAUCAAUCUAUCCUGCAGCUGUCGCCUGAUAAGCCUGCCCUUGUCUUUGUUCCUAGCCGCAAGCAAGUCCGUGCCACUGCCAUGGAUCUUCUCACGGCAUGCGCCAUCGACAAUGACGACGACCGUUUCUUGAACGCCGAUGUCGAGCAACUUGCUCCCCUCCUUGAGCGCAUUCACGAGCAAACCCUUGCUCAGUCGCUCUCCCAUGGUAUUGGUUACUACCACGAAGCUCUUACCGCUGGUGAUAAGCGCAUUGUAACUUACCUCUUCCGCCUUGGUGCCAUUCAGGUGAUGCUGGCCUCUAGGGACGUCUGCUGGGAAUUGGACAUCACGGCCCAUCUGGUCAUUGUGAUGAACACCCAAUUCUUUGAUGGCCGUGAGCAUCGCUACAUUGAUUACCCAAUCAGCGAUAUCCUGCAAAUGUUCGGCAAGGCCUCGCGCCCUGGCCAGGAUAAGAUUGGUCGUGGUGUUCUGAUGGUACCCGCUGUCAAGCGCGACUACUACAAGAAGUUCCUGAACGAGGCUCUACCCGUGGAGAGUCAUCUGCAGGCUUACCUGCACGAUGCAUUUGUGACUGAAGCCAGCACACGAACUCUUACCUCGACUCAGGAUGCCGUCGAUUGGAUGACAUACACCUAUUUCUACCGUCGCCUCCUCGCCAACCCCAGCUUCUACGGCCUGAGUGACAUCAGCCAUGAAGGUCUCAGCACGUUCUUGUCCGAGCUCGUGGAGAACACCCUGAAGGAACUGUCCGAGGCAAAGAUCAUCGAUCUGGACGAGGAAGACGACAGCGUCUCCCCUCUGAACGCGGCCAUGAUCGGUGCUUACUACAACAUCUCUUUCAUUACAAUGCAGACCUUCUUGUUGUCUCUUUCCGCUCGGACCAAACUCAAGGGCAUUCUGGAAAUUGUCACCUCAGCGACCGAGUUCGAGUCCGUCCAGAUCCGCCGCCAUGAGAGCCACAUCCUCCGCCGGGUGUACGACCGUUGCCCUGUCAAGAUGGCUGAGGUAUCCUACGACUCACCUCAUUUCAAGGCGUUCGUUCUUCUCCAAGCCCACUUCUCUCGCAUGCAACUCCCACUUGAUCUUGCCAAGGAUCAGGAAGACAUUGUUGGAAAGGUUCUCAACCUUCUCAGCGCAUGUGUGGACGUUCUGUCCUCCGAAGGUCACCUCAACGCGAUGAACGCCAUGGAGCUUUCUCAGAUGGUGGUUCAGUCCAUGUGGGACCGUGAUAGUCCUUUGAAGCAGAUCCCCCACUUCUCCCCCGAGGUCGUUAAGGUGGCCAAUGAAUUCAAGUAUGUGGCGUCCAAAUCUUUCCCAAUUUCUGUCAAUACUAACCACCCUUUGUGCAGGAUCAAUGAUAUCUUUGAAUUCAUGGAAGCUAUGGACCCCUCGGAGAAUAAGGAUCACGCUACCUUGAUCAAGAGUCUUGGUCUUGACGCCGCCCAACUGAGCCAGGUUGCAUCCUUCACCAAUGACAAGUACCCGAACAUCGAGCUUGACUUCGAGGUCGAAGAUCCCGAGAACAUCACCUCCGGUGACCCCUCAUAUCUGAAGGUCAAGAUUGAGCGGGAACUCGAGGACGAUGAAGAGCCUGACACCACCGUCCAUGCGCCCUUCUACCCCAAACAGAAGAUGGAGAACUGGUGGUUGGUCGUUGGUGAUGAGAAGACCAAGAGCUUGUUGGCUAUCAAGCGUGUUACGAUUGGUCGUAAGCUGGAGCUCCGCCUGGAAUAUGUUGUCCCCACCCCUGGCGAGCACGAAUUGACGCUCUACCUGAUGAGUGACAGUUAUGUCGGUGUUGAUCAGGCUCCUACCUUCAGUGUGAACGCCGCCGAGGGCAUGGAGGAGGAUGAGAGUGAGGAAGAGGAACCCUUGGACAAGCUCCUGGGAGCUCUAUCUUAUCUGACGAUCUCAUCUGAUAUGGCCAUUCGCUCCAUGAAGUUCACGCCCGAGAUCUUGCUCGGCGCGCCCAGGCGGUCCUCAGCCACCCCCAACGCAGCCGGCACCCUAGCGGUGUACACCCAAACCUCCUACUCCUUCGAGUCCCAUUCCAAGACCAAUGAAAUCCGGGUGAUUGAUAUCGAGUCUGGCCGCUCGGCCCUGAUCACCAAUGAUCCCGGUGCUAGCAACCCGCAAUGGGUUGACGACAGCGACCAGCUGGUCUGGCUGAAGGCCAAGGGCAACGGAAACACCAGUUUCAUCGUUGGUGAUGCUCGUCAGGCCGAUAAUACAUACACCGCUGGCACUGUCCCCGGCCCAGUCUCGGACCUCAAGGUCACUGUGAUCGAGCCUGGAAAAGUGGGGUUCGCUGUGACAGGCAAGGCCAACACGGACGGAUCGCUGUACAACCCGCACGAUGCGAAGAAGCCAUACACCACUGGUAAAUUAUAUACCUCUCUGUUUGUCCGUCACUGGGAUUCAUACGUCGAGCCGCAGAAGAAUGCCAUCUGGUAUGGAUUGCUGGAACAGGCACCUCUGUCGCCCGCUCGCAGGCGUGCGGGGAAAUACGCCGUCUCUGGGUUGACGAACUUGAUUCAAGUCUCAGGACUGGCUGGUGUCGAGUCGCCCAUUCCCCCAUUCGGUGGUACAGGUGAUUUCGACAUUAGUCCGUCAGCCAUUGUGUUCAUCGCCAAGGAUCCUGCCCUGAACCCUGCAACCCACACUUCUUGCUCGUGUUACUAUGCUCCCAUGUUCUCUUGGACAAGUAUGAGUACACCGGAUGCGAAGAUUUGCAAGGUUACAGGUCUCCAGGGAGCGAUGUCCUCCCCUGUUCUCAACUCCGAUGGUAGCUCCAUCGCGCUACUGGCUAUGCGCGAGGAUGGCUAUGAAUCCGACAAGAAUCGGAUCCUGUAUGUUCCAAACCCUUGGGAUGGAACGAUGAUUGAGAUCUUCGAAUCGGAUAACGGCGAGGGUCUCUGGGAUCUUAGCCCUUCAUCAGUGGCAUUCGCACACGACGAUAAAUCAUUACUGCUUCAUGUCGAGGAACAGGGUCGUGGUGUUCUCUACCAGCUUUCUCUGGAUAAUCCUCAGAAGGUCAAGCCUGAUGCUCUCAAGAGACUGACUCGCUCUGGAUAUGUAAAUGACGCCGUUCCCGCGGCGGCAAACUCUUCGAAGCUUUUCGUGUCCAGCAGCAGUCUCGUUGACAACAGCUUAUGGACCAUUGUUGAUCCUGCCCACCCAGACGAUGUCCAGAUGGUCUCCUCCAACGGCCGGGGCGGUAGCGCAUUUGGUCUUUCCUCGUCGCAGGUCGAUGAGAUCUGGUUCAAGGGAGCCGAAGAUCACCCUGUUCACGCUUGGGUUGUGAAGCCCUCUGAUUUCAAGCCAGGCGAAAAGUACCCUCUUGCCUACUUGAUCCACGGCGGUCCUCAGGGCGCCUGGAAUGACCAAUGGAGCACUCGCUGGAAUCCUGCCGUGUUUGCCGAGCAAGGAUACGUUGUGAUCACCCCCAACCCAACAGGAAGUACCGGUUACGGCCAGCCUUUCACAGACGCAAUCAAGGGACAAUGGGGUGGUCGACCUUACGAGGACCUCGUUCGAGGAUUCGAUUACAUCGAACACAACCUUGACUAUGUUGAUACUACACGCGCAGUGGCACUGGGUGCUUCUUACGGUGGCUACAUGAUGAACUGGAUCCAAGGAAAUCUUCUUGGGCGCAAGUUCAAGGCAUUGGUCACCCACGACGGUGUGUUCAGCAUGACCGGCCAACUUGCCAGUGAAGAGCAGUACUUCCCCCUGCAUGACCUGAAAGGUCCAAUCUGGAAGGUCCCCGAGAACUGGGCCAAGUGGGACCCGUCGCGGUUCACCGAACACUGGAGAACUCCUCAUCUGAUCAUUCACAAUGAGUUGGACUAUCGUCUGACCGUUGCGGAGGGUUUGGCUGCUUUCAACGUGCUUCAACUGCGAGGCAUUGAAAGUGCGUUCUUGACGUUCCCCGAUGAGAAUCACUGGGUCCUUAACCCUGAGAACUCCCUGUUGUGGCAUCGCACUGUCCUGAACUGGAUCAACAAGUAUGUUGGUCUUCCCGCUGCCUUCGAGGAACCGGACUUGGCGGGCGAAGUCAACAACCUCUCGCUUUGA